Tyto alba (common barn owl) is the source of this 2843-nucleotide messenger RNA. RefSeq names its product arrestin domain-containing protein 2. Bases 292 to 1497 code for a protein of 401 amino acids. Gene Ontology annotation, biological process: protein transport. Gene Ontology annotation, cellular component: plasma membrane; cytoplasm. NCBI's taxonomy places the organism in Eukaryota, Metazoa, Chordata, Aves, Strigiformes, Tytonidae. The transcript has 8 exons. The record is from RefSeq and is a predicted model, not a curated record.
UUUAAAAACAUGUCACUUGUCUCCGCAGCCCCAUCCUUGGCACGGCAUCGGCCUCACACACGUGAGGUCAACGCUAAAGCAUCACUGCAAAACAGGGGCUUGGUCCAACCCUGGGGAAGAUUAGGCCUGCAGGGUUGGGCCAGUUAGGAGCAGGGAUAAAUUAGGGGAUUUUGGUGUAGCCUUUGCUCUUUCCUCCCCUCCCUGGAGGGCUGCGCAGCUGCCUGUCCCGCUCGCCUCAGCCCAGGCGAGGACCAGCCUCCCGGAGCUGCCGGAUAAAGCGGGCCGGCAGCGAUGCAGCCCCCGGGGUGCCUGCGGAGCUUGACGGUGGAGCUGGAGGACAGGCAAGCGCGGGGCGCCUACGGCAGCGGGGAGCUGCUGCACGGCCGGGUGCAGCUGGAGCUACGCGGCGCGCUGCGGCUGCAGGCGCUGGAGGUGUCCGCUCACGGACGCGCCGUCGCGCACUGGCUGGAGAGCCGCAGCGUGGGACUCAACACCGUCUACCGCGACUACACAGCCUACCAGACCUUCCUGUGCCGCCGCUACCAGCUCAUCCCCGACAAUGGUGAGGUCACCGUCCUGCAGGCAGGAAGGCACGAGUUCCCCUUCACCUUCCAGCUCCCCGAGACUCUGGCUACCUCCUUCGAGGGAAAGCAUGGCAGUGUGCGCUACUGGGUGAAAGCCAAACUGCACAGACCCUGGUCCACAGUGAAGAAAGUGAAGAAGGAAUUCACGGUGAUUGAACCCAUCGACAUCAACACGCCCGCGCUGCUGGCUCCCCAGGCAGGUGCUAAGGAGAAACUUGCUCGUGCCUGGUACUGCAAUCGUGGCCAGGUUUCUGUGACUGCCAAGAUUGACCGAAAAGGCUACACACCAGGUGAGGUCAUCCCUAUCUUCGCUGAGAUCGACAACUGCACAACCCGAGCGGUGGUGCCCAAGGCGGCCAUCAUCCAGACUCAGACCUUCAUCGCUCGGGGCACCAAGAAGCAGAAGAAGUCGGUGGUGACCAGCAUCGUCGGUGACUCCAUUGCAGCGGGGAAGCGGGAAGUGUGGCACGGGCGGGCGCUGAAGAUCCCACCGGUGGGUCCGUCCAUCCUCCAGUGCCGCAUCAUCCAGGUGGAAUACUCCCUGAAGGUUUGCGUGGAUAUUCCUGGGACGUCCAAGCUGCUCCUUGAACUGCCACUUGUCAUCGGAACCAUCCCACUGCAUCCGUUCGGGAGCCGCACAUCCAGCGUCAGCAGCCAGUACAGCGUCAACCUGGACUGGCUGAGCACCAUCCCGGAGCAGCCGGAGGCUCCUCCUGAAUACUCAGCGGUCGUGUCGAGCCCGGAGGCCGAGCAGAGCCUGGCUCCGCCGUGCCGCAGCGAACUUGGUGGCAUCCUGGAAGGUCCCUUCUUCGCCUACAUCCAGGAGUUUCGCUUCCGACCACCUCCGCUGUAUUCGGAGGUUGAUCCAAACCCCCCAUCAGACACCAUCCGUCCGCGCUGCAUGACCUGUUGAGAGAAGCGCAUCGGAUGAGGUUGACAGCGUGGCGAUCCCUUGGGAUGAAAGCUUGAACCCUCACAGCACUUUGGUCUGGAAAUGGAGACGCGGCGGCCGUGAGACCAGAGCUCCUGCACCGCUGAGGCCCCGGCUCUGCUCACUGCCCUCAACUGCUCUUGUCGUGACUGUCCUACGGACCGACACCAAGCGCGGUGUCGUGGACUCGUGCGUGGUAGGAGAACACGUGAGACCCUGCGGUGUGGAGCAGCUCCGUGUGUUGUUGGGCAGGACGUGGAGGGUUAAUAACUGCCCCAGGAUUUGGGGGUUCAAAAAGGGGGGAUACUUGCUCUCCCCUUGCCUGCGGUGGCCUUGCUUUGACAACUCUUGUCGUGGAAAAUAGGAGCGUGGAGGUAUUUCUCAGGAUUACUAGAGAAUAUUCUAAUGUUGCUCGAGUUGGACUCCUGUGGUGAUGCAGGUGCAGCCCUUGUGCAGUAGCUCGCCAGGGUUGCAGUUCCUGGUGAAGGUUAAAGGCCUUUUUCUGGCCAGAUGAAGCAGAGACUUCAUCUGCUGCUGAUAAUCUUUGCCACGAGCCUGGUGAUGCCUGCAGAGGGAAUGGUUUGAGCUGGUCUACAGAAGCUGUAAAGGCUUCCAUGGGCUGAUACUAGGGCAGAGGACUUGGGGGGGAUGACUUUAUGAUCUCUGGCAGCAUUUUGGUGCCGUUUUCCAAGAACAGGAAAGCUGGUUCUUUUGUGUCAGCCCUAAACCUGCACAGUGUGCUGAUGCCUCCCCCCACACCGCCGUACCACCACAGGGGUGUUUGAGCUGUGGCUCUGGCAUCUCCCUGACGGCCGAGGAGAUGAGAAGGAAGCCCGGUCCAAGGCUGGUGGCAGCCACAAAUGCUGAUGGGAGAUGUGGAGUGGGAAUGAAUUCUUGGAGUCCUGCUCAGGAUGGGCUUGAUCCUGCGCCCGUAGAGGGGUCGGUGGCCCUGGUGCAGUGAGGAGAGCGGCAACCUGUGUUCACCAGUGUGCGAACUGGUGAGCUGGGUGUUGUAGCAAGGACCGCUCGAGCGUGCAUGCCAGGGCUGACCCCGCUCGCUCCAGCACGACCUGAGCAGAGUUUGGGUGCUGAGGACCUUUGCAUUCCCUCACUGAGACAAUCCUGCCCGCAGGGUUGCUCGCUUCCCUGCGCACAACCAAAGCCAAGCGUGCCUUAGCCUCCGGGCCAGGGCCGCGCUCUGCUCGCUCGGGAUUGCUCAGAUGACUUUUUGUAUCUGUGAACUUUUUUGUAAUGACCACCCUUGUCUCUAUUCUUUUUGUACGACUUUUUGUUGGGGAAUUUUUCUUUGGAAUAAAUUUUUAAACCCA